This is a messenger RNA of Uranotaenia lowii, 763 nucleotides long. RefSeq lists its product as uncharacterized. The transcript is spliced from 3 exons. The record is from RefSeq and is a predicted model, not a curated record. The coding region runs from base 57 to 710 and encodes 217 amino acids. NCBI's taxonomy places the organism in Eukaryota, Metazoa, Arthropoda, Insecta, Diptera, Culicidae.
ACGCAUCGAUUGAGUCGUUUCAGUGCUACGGUGAACCUGAAUCAGUAUUAUACAAAAUGGUGACACGGUUAGUGCCAAGGUUUUCGGUGUUUCUAAUUCUGCUGAAAUGGAGUUCCCUGGUGACCGGGCAGUUUGGGGUAAACACUUAUCCCUCGGUCGUUCAGCUGGGAACAUUUAAUGCAACCAACCAAAUAUGUUUCUAUCGACGGAUCAAUCGAAACGCAUUCAGCCCCAAAGUGUUCUCUUUCAAUAAUCCAACAAGUCUACCAAUUAACUACGUCUUAGUGCAGCAAAAUCCCCGUUAUUGGGGAGGCUUUGAAGUGGAGAUAGUUGGUGGUGCUCUUGGAUCUUCUUCGGUAACAGUACAACUCACAGCAUCGGCUCCGAGGUUCACAUUUCCCAAUCAAAUCAAGAUCGAAAUGAUGUGCACGAAUCCUUCAACCACAUCGACUACACCGGCUACAACGACAACUACGGGUUCAACCUCAACGACAGGUUCCACCUCGACUACGGCUUCAACGACAACUUCGGCACCAACGACUACAACAACGGCCGCCACGACUACCACAACUGCUGCCACUACGACGACUACGGCUCCAACUACGACGACCACUGCUGCUACGACGACAACUACGGCUGCCACAACGACGACUACGGUGGCCACCACUACCACUACAGAUACUACUACAACAACCGUAGCAGGACCAUAGGAAGGAUUUUUGCUCAAACAAUGCAUUAAUAAAAAAAAAAUUAAAAGACAUUA